AUGUUUGUCGGACUUACGGGUACACUAGCUUCUGGCAUUGAUCGGGUUGCUGGAUACCUUGUUAAUGAACUGGGCUUUCGUCUUCUUACUCUUAAUGAUGAUACUCCUGAUCGAUCUGUUGAUUUGAACUUGUUCAGAAGCUUUGAGACCAUUACUGAGUUGUACAGUUUUGCUACUAGUCAUUGGUCUGAAAACUUUGUUAUAAUCAAAGACCUCACUUCUUCUGAUUUGGAGAAGUUUCUCAAGAGACCUUUUUUCUUACUAGUAUCUGUGGAUGCUCCGAUAAUUUGCCGAUACGAGAGAUACAGGAAAAGUCAAGUAGACAAAACUCUGACAUUGGAGCAGUUUAUAUCGAAAUCUGAAGGAUUGAAGUAUGGAAAUGAUUGUAGGUUACUUCAGAAUAUUGAAAAAGCUCAUCUUAAGCUCAUCAACAACUCGCGGAACCAGGAAUCUCUCUAUAAACAGCUCGCAGCACUAGAUUUCAAAGACACGGAGAGAUUGAGACCUGCCUGGGACUCCUACUUCAUGUCUUUGGCGAAUUUGGCAGCACUUCGAUCUAACUGCAUGAAGAGAAGAGUGGGUUGCGUGAUUGUACGUGAAAAUAGAGUUAUUGCUACGGGGUAUAACGGUACUCCUAGAAAGUUCAGAAACUGCAAUGAAGGUGGAUGCCCUAGAUGUAAUCAUGGAGACUCUAGUGGUGUUGGUUUAUCCACGUGUUUGUGUUUACAUGCCGAGGAAAAUGCAUUAUUGGAAGCUGGUAGAGAUAGAAUUGGCUCCUCUGCCACCGUUUACUGUAAUACCUGUCCCUGUUUAACAUGCUCUAUAAAGAUUGUUCAAACUGGUAUUCAUGAGGUGGUUUAUUCUCAGAGUUACUCGAUGGAUACUUUAAGUUCAAAAGUGUUUAGACAAUCGGGCGUAAUAAUACGACAGUUCAUUCCUGCGAAAAGUGGAAUUGUGAUUAUUGAUUAG
Messenger RNA from Brettanomyces nanus, 969 nucleotides. RefSeq lists its product as uncharacterized. The coding region runs from base 1 to 969 and encodes 322 amino acids. Gene Ontology annotation, molecular function: hydrolase activity; zinc ion binding. The record is from RefSeq and is a predicted model, not a curated record. The transcript has a single exon. Lineage: Eukaryota; Fungi; Ascomycota; Pichiomycetes; Pichiales; Pichiaceae.